This is a messenger RNA of Rotaria socialis, 3195 nucleotides long. NCBI's taxonomy places the organism in Eukaryota, Metazoa, Rotifera, Eurotatoria, Philodinida, Philodinidae. The record is from the annotation of a GenBank genome assembly.
AUGAAAGCUUCAACGAAUGAAAUGAUCAAUUUCAUACCCUUUGAACAACAUGCGCGUCGAACAGUUAAAUUUGAUGAUGAUAAAAGUCCUUCUAAACAGACUUCAAAUCGGCCGAUUUCCACAUUCAAUGUAAACUUUCGAUCACCGAAUCGCAAUUCUAUACCAAAUGAUUCACAAGAAGCAGAAUCUUCUAAUAAUCAACAUAUAUUAGAUGCUGGUAUUCAUCUCAAUCAAACAAAUCUUACAGCACAAGAUAUUAAAGCUCUCAUUGCUGAAGAUGAAUAUGUUCCAGGCGGUUUUGCUAAUCUCGAACGUGAAUUGGAAGAAGAACUUCUAAAUGAUUUUGUCGAUGAAUUCGAUGAAGAAAAAACACGAAGAAAUCGUCAUAUUUCUUCCACUCGUACCAGUGAUCAUAUUAUUAGUAGUAGUCGAUCACCCAUCGAACUAUGGCAACGUGCACGUAUUCUUAUUGCUGUUCAUCUCUACAAAACUCAAGAUAAAACAUUUAGUUCUCAUGAUAAUACAUUUUCUACACCAACAGUCAUAGAUCCAUCGAAAAGAAAAAGCAUUUAUGACAACAGACGUUCAACUGGAAUCGAUGAAUUUGAUAAUUUAGAAAAAAUAUUCCUACAAAAAGAAAGUAAAGACGACCGCCGGAUUGUAUUUGGCCUUUCAAUUAUAGAACAAUUUUCACUUGAUUCUUCUCAACAGUAUCAAUGCGUAGAUUUUUAUGAUGUUGAAGAAGGUUAUAUUAUGAUCAGUAAUGUUGUAGAUUCUAACCGGCCCCGAUCGAAAAUAAAAGAUUAUUCAAAUAUCGGAAAACACAAAUUAUAUAAUAAAUCUAAUGAUAACAGAUGCAAAGAAUCGAAGCCUGUUGCAACGCAUAAAACAGAUCCAUCUAUAACAAAAGCUAGUAAACUUCUUUUAUAUGCGAUCAACAAAACGUCCUCGCAUAGAAUUCAAUCAAUGGAACUUGAUUGUCCUUUUGAAUUUGACUUCAUGAUUUGUAUUCCUAUUUUUCGUUUAAUUCUCGGUGUUAUUAAUAUUAAACAACAAAAAUCACUAAUGAUAAUCAUCGGCGAUGCAUCCCGCAAAGGUGUUUUUCUAUCAAAACAAGAUAUAUCUGACUAUGUUUAUAGCAUUCUUUAUAUACACGAAUCAAGAAUGCUGUUUAUCGGUUGUAUGGGUCGUGUUCUAUUAUACAAUACUCAACCGCUACAGUUUACUUCUCAACCGUUAUUUAUUUCCGAACUGGCUAAUCUACCAUUUACUCCAAUGGAAGCAAUAAUACAUAUAUGUCAUGUGAUAAAACAUCGAGCUGUUGGUCUUCUAUCGAAUCGAAUUUUUGUAUUAUGGCAAUAUACACCAAAUGAAAAUGCAUUACGAACAUUUUGUAAUCCUUAUCGUUAUGAUUUUAGCCGUUGUCAUUACAAUUCGAAAUUUGAUUAUAUUAUAUUUGCGUUUAUUGAUGGUUUUAUUUUAAUUUAUCAAAUAAAUCAAAUGAAACAAAUCCGUCGUUGUCAACAUCAUUGGCAAAUGAUUACUGAUUUAGUUAAUAGUCAAGAUCAAAAUUUACUUUUGUCAUCAUCAAUCGAUCAUAUGAUUAAUGUUUGGAAUUUAGAAACUCUUCAACAUCUCUACCAAUAUAAAGCCGAUGAAGAAAUAUUUCGAAUUGAUGUUAUUCAUGAAAGUUUAUUUUAUUAUCGUACUUUAAAAAGUAUCAUUCUUUUUAACUUAAAUUUGCAUACAAUUCUAUUUUCAAUUACAAACACAAAAGUCAAAUCAUUAAAAUUAUUUACAGAUAUGCAACAUAUUGCACGUAUCAUAGCAAUAGUUGAAGAUAAUUCAAGUAUACUCAUAUCACCAGUUAGUGGAUGUUGUCUCAAUUAUGUAUCGAAUAUAGCUAAAAAACCGAUUAAGCAAAUAUUGCACGAUAUCAGCAGAUCAAGCAUUUAUUCACUUCAAUCCGAUGGUGAGAUAGUUCUCUAUCAUGCAGAUAAUAAUCCAUGUGUUGCUGAGUACAGAAUUCGAACAAAAUCUGAACAAUAUGCUAUUACUUGUAUGACAUUAAUUCAUCCAAUAUGUACACAACUUUUUAAUUUAACGACUAUGAAAACAACAAUAGAAAAAUCUCUGGAGAAACAAAUCGUCUUUUUGGGUCAUGCAAAUGGUUACAUAUCUCUUUUUCAAGGUGAUUCAUUCACAAUGGAACCAAUUCUAGCACAUAAAAGUUCUAUACUAUGUCUUGAGACAUCACGAACUAGUAUGCAAACAUCGAAGAUAUUAUUUACAAACUGUGAAGUUCUUCUUUCAUCAAGUAUCGAUCGAAUUAUUCAUUUGUGGAAUUUAGCUAUUAAUAAAUUUGAUGAUUCCAUUCAAUUAAUUCAUAUUGUGGCAGUCGAACAAGAAAAAAAUAUCUCAUUUGAAUCUAUUAAAUUUCUAUCUAUGAUUGAUAAUUUUAUUGUUGCUAAUUAUUCGGAUCAAAAUUAUUUACAUAUUUGGCAAUUAUUAAAUAUUUCUAUUCGAACUAAUGCUCAUGAUCAAUGGGGUAUUGUGGAACAUCCAACAAAAGGUAAUCAUCAUCAUGGUCAAAUACAGGCAAUAUCUGCAUCAUUAAAAUUAAAAUUAUUCGCGUCAUCGGAUACGGAAGGUACAAUAAAAAUAUGGGAUAAUACAAAUAGUUUAGUGCGCGAAAUAUAUCUUGAUAAAUCACUUGGUGCAAUUGAAUUUCUUUCACAAAAUGAUGAAUUGCUCGUUGCUUAUCAAGAUAAUAUUCAUUUAAUAUUACCAGAAAAUUAUUUAUCUAAUUAUCAAAAAUUGAAAAUUAAACAACAGACAUUUGCUACUAUAAUUGCAGAAAAUGAUCUUUUAGAAGUUACACAACCAUUGAUUAUACCAUAUCAAUCACUGCCGAUAUUUAAUUAUCGUAUUAAAACACAUCACACUAAACAACGAUUACAAAUAUUUGAACGACAAUUAGCAGGCCGUUUCACUGUCGUGGAAAGUGAUAGUGCUCAAUCAGAUGAUGAAAAUCUUCUAUCGUUAAAUAUGGAUCGUUUAUCCAUAGUUAGUGAUGAUGCCGAUUGGUUUGGAUUAGCUGAAGAUGUGAAAGAUAUAUUGCGAAUGAAGAAAAAAGAAAUUCGACAUCAAAACAAACAAUUAAAGACAAUAGAAACAGAAAUAAAUGAACAAUAA